GAUGCAUGAUGGGAUAUUAUGGGAAUCUAUGACCUUUGACCGUAAACACGACGUACAAAAAAAAUCGUCUAACGACAUCGCGCGAAUUUACGAAUUUCUUGAGUUUGUAUUGAGCUUUUCUGUUAUAUUAGUGAGCCUCCAAUGGAAAGAAGACGUCGAGUCUUGUCACUUAAAAAACCCCAAGUAUUAAAGCAAUCAACACUAACAGGGUUUGCAAAACCAACUGUCAGGGAUGAUAAAGGAAUGCCAAACUUCCAACGAGAUACGUCAUGUGGUGCCCAGAAACCUCUAGGUGUUGUGUCCCCUAUGACAAGCAAUAACAUGGUUACCAUUACCAGCAUACCAAACAAUGAAUUACAAAAGGAAAGGACCAAUAAUGCUGAUAUAGGCUUUCCUGACAGUAUGUUUUUAGGAGAUUUUUUUAAUGAAGAUGAUUUUGACAAUUUUGAUUUUAGUUUUCAAGAAACUACAUUACCAAAGGUUUCACCAAAGAAGGCAAUUAUAUCAAAUAAAGUAGAGUGUGAUUCUGUAGAUUUGACAAUUAAUGAAGAUAGUAAUGAGAUGAUACCACCUACCUACAUUCCUUCUACGAAAAAAACAAAUAAGAGAAGUAUUCGACGACCAAAAGGUCUCGACAGUGACAGUGAAAGUGAAAAUGAACAGCAAGAAAAGGCAGACAACCAAACAGAGACAAAUAACCCAAAUGAUGAUGAAUUGAACGAAGAGGACUUUUAUCAAGAUUAUGAAUUCAUAGAUCCCCCUCCUCCUUCCCCUUCACCUGAUGAUGUUGAUGAGUACAUGACAAUUUUGCCACCAUCAUCACCACCGAUUAUUAGUCAUGAUAUCUGCAAAAUUGGCUCUAAACCCACAAUUCAUCAGGACGUUAAAAAUCAUCAAAACGUUAAUUCCUGCAUCAAUGAGAAUGUAUCAGCAACAAGUAAAGAAGAUGACAUUGACCUACAGAGUAUUAGCGCGCACCCAUUUCUUUCACCACUUCCUUUGAGUAUAACAAGUGACUUACUGAGUCUCAGAAUAGAUGGUCUAAAAGGUCUCCUGAUAGAUGUGAUGGACAGAGUCUGCAGCAUAAUUGAGAAAUCAAAUACUGUGUCAGACAGUGUGAGAAAAGCUGUUAUCUUUAGAAAAAGAAUAAAAGCAGCAAUUAAACGGGCAGAAAAUCAAUUGGAAUUCCUUCCUAGGACAAAGGUUGAACAACAAGGAAUUACAUCCAUUCCAGAAAAUGAGGAAUUUAAUAGUGUACCAAAUGAAGACAUAUCAGAUUUUAAGACUGACUGUCAAACAAAAACAUCAACAGAAAAUGUAGGUGGUAACAGGAGGGAGAAUUUAAGCUGCAAUCAACCAACCAGGUGCACAUCUACACCAAGAACAAAUCAUUCGAGGACUGCUGUUGCCACACCUUCCAUACCACCAAUAGGUAUGCAUUUAAAUAGCCCAAAUUGCCAGUUUGAUGCAAAAGUGGAUGAACCAACACCAUCAUCUAGGACAAAUACAGAUAAAGUUGUUGUAUCAUCUGGAUUCAAAUUCAAAAAAUCCAUGGCAAAGGGGUCAAAUGUAGUGCCCUCUGGUUUCUCAUCUGAUCCAAGUUCUUCCAGGUGUUAUGACUUUUCAAACAGUGCUAACACAUAUUCCAAAUCCUUUGGAGAAACAGUGUCAAAUAAUGAUAGAUGCAACUUUACUGCAGGUGAUGUAUCAACACCAAUAGGUAUAAAUAAGGUUUCAAUGGCAACAACCUCAGGACUUGCACAGAAUUUAAACAGCUUUGUUCAGAGGAAGUCUUCAGGUUUUAAAUUUGAGAAUAGUUUUGAAACAGAUCGCAGUCCAGCACCUCAGUCAGUUGGUCAGAAUAACUGGAAUUCUGGGUUCAGCUUGUCAGCCAACAAGCUAUCUGAAAAAUCUUUGCCAAACAAACUGACAAGUAAUAAUACCAAACCCAAAACUGCAGUAUCAAGUCACAUAAAUAAGCCGGCAAAUCCAACUUCAAAUUCCAACUCUGCCAAGAAGGUCGGCAAAUACAGUGGUUUUAACUUCCCGCAUUCAAAUGAAAUGAUGAAGGUCUUUCACAAAGUGUUUGGACUCCAUGAGUUCAGGUGCAACCAGUUGGAGGCAGUGAAUGCUGCCCUCAUGGGGGAAGAUUGCUUUGUCCUUAUGCCAACAGGUGGAGGUAAAAGUCUAACGUACCAGUUACCUGGAGUCAUCAGUGCAGGUGUGACAAUCGUAGUAUCACCUCUAAAGUCUCUGAUCCAGGACCAAGUACAGAGGUUGGUGUCCCUGGGGAUACCUGCUACGCACCUGUCAGGGGAGCUGAGUUUAUCUGCUAUGGAUAAUGUUUAUAGAGAGUUGUCCCUGAGGGAGCCCAUCCUGAAACUUCUUUACGUCACCCCCGAAAAGAUAAGUAACAGUAACAAGUUGUUGUCAACAUUUGACAAUUUAUAUCAACGCGGAAUGCUUGCCAGGUUUGUCAUCGAUGAGGUUCACUGUGUUAGCCAGUGGGGUCAUGAUUUUCGACCGGAUUACAAACGACUGUGCAACCUACGCAGCAAGUAUCCCGGCGUGCCAAUGAUGGGACUUACUGCCACAGCCACUCCUAGGGUUAGGGCUGAUAUUCUCCGACAACUUCAAAUGAAAAAUCCACAAUGGUUUACUCAAAGCUUUGACCGAUCUAAUCUGAGGUACACUUUAGUGAAGAAAAAGCCAAGUACAGCCACACAAGAAGUUUUGCAAAUUAUUAAGAAGCAGUUUUCAAGGAUGUCCGGAAUUGUUUAUUGUCUAUCAAGAAAUGAGUGUGAGAAAGUAGCACGCGACCUUACAGAUGGCGGUGUCGGUAGUCGGCCAUACCAUGCUGGUCAGUCUGACACAGUAAGAACAAAGGUCCAUGAAGAUUGGCUGAAUGAUAAAGUUAAGGUUGUGUGUGCAACCAUUGCUUUUGGUAUGGGGAUUGAUAAACCUGAUGUAAGAUUCGUUAUCCACUACUCCUUACCAAAGUCUGUUGAGGGCUAUUAUCAGGAGUCUGGUCGGGCUGGCCGUGAUGGUAAAACUGCUCAUUGCGUCUUGUUCUACAUGUACAAGGACGUAGUCCGUAUGCGUAAACUUAUUGAAGGUCAGUGUGCUAACCCGGAAGCCCAGAAAACUCACCUGGACAACUUGUACCGUAUGGUACAGUACUGUGAGAAUGAGACAGACUGCAGGAGAAUGCAGCUACUGCAGUACUUUGGUGAGAAUGAUUACAAACGAGACAUGUGCAGAAGCAAGCCAGAAACCAUCUGUGGCAAUUGUGAAUCACAAAUUCAGUACCAGGUGAAGGAUAUGACUCAGCAUGCAAAAGGGAUUGUAGAGUUUGCGCAACAGCUGGAGCAGUCCGGGGGACGAAGGGGCAGGUGGGCCAGCAAUCAGUACACACUGAUACAUUUUAUCGAGGUUUACAAAGGAUCAGUAUCAGCGAAGGUUGUAAAUGUAGGGCAUGAGAAAUCCUGCAUCCACGGACUUGGAAAAAAUCUUUCAAAGAGCGAUUGUGAGAGGUUUCUCCGCAAGCUUGUUAUUGAGGGAUAUUUGCGUGAGGACAUGCAGUUUACAGCUCUUGAUCAUGCGGUGUGCUACAUCAAAGUCGGCCCCAAAGCGGCAAGCUUAUUAAGUGGAAAAAUAAGGGUUGAGAUGAACAUCCAAUCCGGUAGUAAGCCGACUAAGAUCACUGUAGUCAGCCCAGUCAUUAGUGAAACACAAAAGCUUAAGCAGAGCCUUUACGAUGAGUUGAGAUCAACAUGCAGGCAAUUAGGCAGACAAACUGGCAUGAACCCAGACAAUAUAUUUAAUGCACAAACUAUUCAAGAGUUAUCACAGAAGCUACCCUUGACCAAUGAGGAGAUGUUAGGCUGCACUGGAGUGACUGAAGCCAAGUUGGCCAGAUUCGGUCAGCAUUUCCUGAAUGUUAUUUAUAAAUUUGUACCACAGAUUACACAACUGGAAGACGGAGACUUUGAUGACAACACCUCAGUCCAGGAAAAUGAGUCGCACUAUUUUAAUUCUGGUGCUACCUCGUCAAUUAAAGGAAGACAAACAAAGCGCAAAAGAGCUCCCAGAACAUUUAGCAAUAAAAAAAUGAAGGCAUCCGAUAACAGCUACAGGCCAACAGGCAAUGCUGCAUCAAAUCACAGGAACACUAGUGGAGGAUGGGUGUCUAAAGCAUCAUACAACCCCAGCAAUAAAGGAGCACUAUCCAAAAAGUUUACAUUCAAAGGAAAAUCUAGCAAUACAACGCCUAAACUGUCGUUGAUGCCAAACCCACAACCAAGACCAUUUCUUUCAAAGGUUAAUCGCUUAUGAUUUGGCCGGUAGUUGUAGACCAGUGUCUUAAGUGACAAAUUUGUGUGAUGUGCCCAUAUAUGGGCAUAAUGAUGUCAUAUUACACCCAAAUAUUAGUUUUUUGUCGCAUAAAUUUUGAUAGUGUGGACAGAGUUUAAAUGAGCAAAAACUGAUUUCUGUAAUUUGAUACUUGUAAAUGAGAAGCUUGGUGUUUUACCUCCCAAGGUCCUUCUUAUAAAUAUAGGUACAUCAAGAUUCAAGAAUAAUUUAUUGAUGUUACAGAUUUUCAACAGACAUAUUUUAGAACUAAUGUUUGUUGUGAAUCUGUACUUCUGCCAACCCCACCCCCCCCCCACUCUCACUAUCUGUAUUUUGCCAUCUUAGUAAAGUAUACAAUCUUUAUUAUACCAAAUAAAUUACCUUUUAGUAUGUUUAUUGUAUUAUAUAUAAAAUAAGAUAAGUUUUA
Messenger RNA from Anneissia japonica, 4780 nucleotides. RefSeq names its product Bloom syndrome protein homolog. Bases 142 to 4335 code for a protein of 1397 amino acids. The record is from RefSeq and is a predicted model, not a curated record. The transcript is spliced from 21 exons. NCBI's taxonomy places the organism in Eukaryota, Metazoa, Echinodermata, Crinoidea, Comatulida, Comatulidae. Gene Ontology annotation, cellular component: nucleus; chromosome; cytoplasm. Gene Ontology annotation, biological process: double-strand break repair via homologous recombination; DNA replication. Gene Ontology annotation, molecular function: nucleic acid binding; ATP binding; 3'-5' DNA helicase activity.